UUGGUGAAAUGUCAAAUUCGGGUUUGUUUUGAAAUUUGAGAUUUGUUUUGUGUAUCUAUGCAUAAUUUACGUUAAAAACAAUUUAAAAUGCCUGAUUAUUAUUUUUAUACUUAAAUGACUACAAAUAAAUAAUAUUAUGAAGUUAAUUAACCAUUAUUGUUAAGGUUAUGUUAUUGUGAAUUUUAUAUCGCUUGUUUUCAAAGUGUAACUCGCAAUUAAACCAAUCAACAUGCGUACUUACACUCGAAGGCGCCCAGAAAUCCAGGUAAUUGAGGGCGUACAUAAUUUGUGCCGGCUUUGCCUCGAGAAGUCAGAGGAGAUGUUGCCAAUCUUUGCCGAAGGCUCCGACGGCAUCUGUGCGACGCUAUCACUCCGGAUCAUGAUCUGUGUUGGAUUGGAGGUUACAAAUGAAGAUUGCCUACCAAAUUUAAUAUGUGCAAAUUGUCACAAAGAACUCAAUAGGUACUACACAUUCAGAAAAAAAUGUGAGGUUUCUUAUCAGAAACUAAAGUUCCACUUACAAGCAACAAGGGAGAAGGAGAGCUUACAGAAGGCGAUAGAAGAAAGGGAACAAGAACAGGGAAUGAGAGAUAAUAUACAUUGUUUAGAUAAGUGUGAUAAGACAUUUACGAGGGAUGAAUUCUCUGACAUACAUGUACUGGAAUUAAAUACCUUAAAUAAUAUUAUUGUUAAUAGGGAGAAAUCAACAGAAUUACAAGAGAGUUGUAAUGUUAAUACAGAAAUCGUUAAUUGCACGGACAGUAAAGAGAUUGAGGCACAAAUUCAUGACGCAGACAAUCCUGAGAUAUCAUCAUUCUUAUCAACAGUGUUGAUUCAACUCGGUAUAUUAGAGCACCAAGAUUCUACCAUGUCUAUAAUGGAUCAUGGGGUUCAUACCCUGGAGCUGGUGAUGGGUGAUGAUGACACGGUGAUGUUGGAACUCACGGAGGAAGAUGAUGAUAGUGCAGAAGAAAGUCAAGCUCUCGGUAUAGAUAAAUCAAAUCCAGUAGUUUUAAAUGGCAUAUUUAGUGGGAAUGACAAAUGUGAAGAAGAUGCAGCUACGAUUGACAAAGCUGAGGAGCAAGUUAUGACAAUAAAAUGGAAGCCGGAGCCGGCGUCGAUGAAUGCGGCGGGUGUGGCGGGCGCGGGGGCGGGCGCGGGGGCGGGCGCGGGGGCGGGCGGCGGCGCGUGGUGCGGCGCGUGCCGCAAGUGGCUCGCCACGCGCGCCACGCUGCGCCGCCACCUGCGCGUGCACACCGGCGAGCGCCCGCACGCCUGCCGCGACUGCGGGCGACGCUUCGCGCAGCGCGAGGUGCUGCAGCGACACCGCCUGCUGCACCAAGCGCCGCCCGUUCGAGUGCGCGGAGUGCGGCAAGGGCUUCACGCAGCGCGGCGCGCUCACGACGCACGCGCGCUCGCACGCGCCGCCGCACGCGCGCGCGCUGCACCUGCACGCCUGCGCCUGCUGCCCCAAGGUCUUCCUCUGUCCUCUACCCUCCAGUGA
This is a messenger RNA of Manduca sexta (tobacco hornworm), 1504 nucleotides long. RefSeq lists its product as uncharacterized. Gene Ontology annotation, cellular component: nucleus. The transcript is spliced from 8 exons. NCBI's taxonomy places the organism in Eukaryota, Metazoa, Arthropoda, Insecta, Lepidoptera, Sphingidae. The coding region runs from base 230 to 1504 and encodes 424 amino acids. Gene Ontology annotation, molecular function: zinc ion binding; DNA-binding transcription factor activity; RNA polymerase II cis-regulatory region sequence-specific DNA binding. Gene Ontology annotation, biological process: regulation of transcription by RNA polymerase II. The record is from RefSeq and is a predicted model, not a curated record.